Messenger RNA from Cryptosporidium muris RN66, 807 nucleotides. RefSeq lists its product as uncharacterized. The coding region runs from base 1 to 807 and encodes 268 amino acids. The record is from RefSeq and is a predicted model, not a curated record. Lineage: Eukaryota; Apicomplexa; Conoidasida; Eucoccidiorida; Cryptosporidiidae. The transcript has a single exon.
AUGGUAGAACCUGAAGUUUAUGAUAUUGAAUUAAUGCUAAAAGAUUUACGAAAUCGCAUAUGUAAAAGAAGAAGACGCACCACUGAGGGUGGAAUGCCUAGGAGACUAGAUAUUUUUGGAGGUAAUAGAGUAAGAUUAAUGGUCAAGAAAGAGAAGGAUGCAGUAAUUCAACCAUCUGAUAUAAGAAGUUUAAUUGAAAAAUCAACAGAUAAAAAAUAUGUUGAGGGUGGCAUUUCUCCUCUAAGUCCUCUUAAUACUGAUCUUCUAUUUUUUAAUGAUGAUACUUCAUCUUCUUCAAUGGUAUACUUUGAAUGGUCAUGUAAAGAUUGCCCUUUAUAUUUACCAAAAUUAUGUAAGUGCACUGAUCAGCACAGUUCUUAUGCAUUGGGGCUAGAUAACAUAAGGAGCCAUAGUGACUCUAACAUUGAGCAGAAGAAUUUUCUUGUAAGAGAUGCUAGUGGUAUUUGCAGCCAUGAUGGAUGUGGUGGACUUACAUAUAUGCCAUUUAGCUUUAUUCAAAUACCCUUAAAUCGUCUUUAUAAUUCUGUGGAAAGCUUUAUAAGUGCUAAUAAGGGGCUUCCAGAAAGUUUAAAUAUCUUUUAUGGGAAGCUGAAGAACUCAUUAUUACUUGUAACUUCAGAUAAGAAUAAUGAAAACGAAGUUUUUAAAAGUCUUCAAAAUAUUUCUUAUAGCUUAGGGUGCAUUGUUAUUUAUGAUAUUAUACCUUCAAACAGUUCAAAAAGUCCUAGAAGACCUUACACUACUAAAUUUAGGCUUGCAGGACUUGCUCAUGAAUUAAUAGAUUAG